Schizosaccharomyces octosporus yFS286 is the source of this 1550-nucleotide messenger RNA. RefSeq names its product membrane transporter. NCBI's taxonomy places the organism in Eukaryota, Fungi, Ascomycota, Schizosaccharomycetes, Schizosaccharomycetales, Schizosaccharomycetaceae. Gene Ontology annotation, cellular component: membrane. Gene Ontology annotation, molecular function: transmembrane transporter activity. Gene Ontology annotation, biological process: transmembrane transport; regulation of peptide transport. The record is from RefSeq and is a predicted model, not a curated record. The transcript has a single exon. The coding region runs from base 164 to 1189 and encodes 341 amino acids.
CAUCCUCAACACUAUCUAAAUUUCUGGUGGUUUCUGUUUCUUUUAUAUACUUUAACAUACUUUACAUCUAACUAUUUUGUUUUUGUCGUUUGAAUCAAUAGGCAAUCCGUUUGUUUUUCGCUUCUAGAGGCUUAUUGAGUAGAAGACGGUUUAUAUAUAUAUUAUGUAUUACCAAGUUAACAGAAAACAUGCCACCGGCGUAAUUCUGUUGCUUUUCGUUGUUUUCUUAUGGCUAGUUAGCUCAUUUUUUACGAAUAAUCUACUGAAUGAUCCUGGUUUUUUCAAUCCCUUUUUCAUUACAUAUUUGAACACCGGUACCUUUGUGUUUUAUUUGAUUCCAUGGUAUCUUUUCGAAAGAAAAGAUUUGAAGAAAGAUUUAACAACCCAUGCCUCCAUUUACGAAUCUUUGGAUGGAAACCAAAAUUCACGCACAUAUGUUCGAAACAGGCCUAUGACGGUUCGACAAACCGCCUCUCUUAGUUUAGGUUUUUGCAUUAUAUGGUUUGCUGCUAAUUAUUUCAGCAAUGGCUCUUUGGCCUUUACAAACGUUGCAUCGUUUACCAUUAUAUCUAGCAUGAGUGGAUUUUUCACUCUGGGGUUGGGCGCUAUUUUCAACGUGGAAAAAUUUACUUUUGUCAAAUUAUUGGCCUUAUUGGCGAGUGUCGGAGGAGUGAUUUUAGUCGUGAUUCAAGAUUCAAAGCAGAUACCUGAUGGGCAUAACAGUCCUUCUCAACCAGCGUUGGGCAAUACUUUUGCUUUAUUAGCUGCUUUUUUGUACGGAUGCUAUUCCGUUCUUGUAAAAUUUCAUGUUACAGAAGAGAAUUACGUUUCAAUGCGUUUGUUUUUCGGCUUGGUUGGACUGUUUGAUAUUGUUCUAUUGUGGCCCUUUUUAAUUCUAUUGCAUUACUAUGGAGUAGAAAAAUUCCAGCUCCCUUCCACUAAUAGUGGUAAUGCCGUACUACUUUUAAACGCUGGUAUAACUUUUGUUUCCGACUAUCUCUGGGUCAUUGCUAUGCUAAUGACUAGUCCAUUGUUGGUGACUCUUGGAAUGAGUCUUAGCAUACCAUUAGCCUUAUUCUUUGAUAUAAUUCUUAAAGGUCACUAUCUCAAUUUCACUUUAAUCUUGGGCUCUUUUCUGGUCUUCGCUGGGUUUAUCGUUGUAAAUUAUAAUCAAACGACCUACGUCUGAGAACUUUUCCGAUUUCACUUAUAUCAAUUUUGUCUUUAUAUUCGUUACUAUUUGAUAAAUAUGUUUAUUUAUUUACUUUAGACACUCUUUCCUUUUUUUUUUUCGGGCAGUGCUCGCAGAUGGUGAUAUAUGGUAUUCAGAUGCCAUAAACAAUAUUUAUUCUUACUUGUUUUAUUUUCUUUAAUGAUUAAAUAUCCUUGCUUUUUUUUUAAAAAAAAUUAAAAAGAAAAAAUAAAUAAAAAAAGCUCGUCAUUGCCGUUUGCUUGAUUCAAGUCUUCCCAUAUAUAGUGAUCCAUCUAGUAGGUUAGCCUUUACCACCCACAUUCUAACCCCAUUGAUAAAUUUGCGAACAUGAACUAGU